Salvia hispanica is the source of this 1180-nucleotide messenger RNA. Its product is annotated as NAC domain-containing protein 2-like. Lineage: Eukaryota; Viridiplantae; Streptophyta; Magnoliopsida; Lamiales; Lamiaceae. The record is from RefSeq and is a predicted model, not a curated record. Gene Ontology annotation, molecular function: DNA binding. Gene Ontology annotation, biological process: regulation of DNA-templated transcription.
ACCCCUCCUCUCUCAAUCCCCCUUUCCUCUCCACAAUCCAUUUCCCCCAAUUUCCGAGAAACAGAUAUUUUUCAAAUCAAAAUCCUCCAAUGGCCGCCGCCGAUCUGCAAUUACCGCCGGGAUUCCGCUUCCACCCUACCGACGAAGAGCUCGUGAUGCACUACCUGAUCCGGAGAUGCGCUUCUCAGCCGAUCUCCGUUCCGAUCGUCGCCGAAAUCGACCUCUACAAGCACGAUCCAUGGGAAUUACCAGGUUUGGCUCUGUACGGCGAGAAGGAGUGGUAUUUCUUCUCGCCGCGGGACCGGAAGUACCCCAACGGCUCCCGGCCAAAUCGCGCCGCCGGAAGCGGUUACUGGAAGGCCACCGGGGCUGACAAGCCGAUCGGUCACCCGAAAUCCGUCGGAAUUAAGAAGGCGCUGGUGUUUUACUCCGGCAAGGCGCCGAGAGGCGAGAAGACCAAUUGGAUUAUGCACGAGUAUCGCCUCGCCGACGUCGACCGCUCCGCUCGGAAGAAGAACAACAGCCUUAGGCUGGAUGAUUGGGUGCUGUGCCGAAUCUACAACAAAAAGGGGGCGAUCGAGCGGCGCCAGCAGCAGCAGCAGCAGCAGGGGAGCGUGAUCAGCCGGAAUAUGCCGAAGCCGGAGGACGACGACGACGAUCAGAAGCCACCGAUUCUGAAGGCGGUGCCGGAGGCGACGCCGGUGGUGUACGACGACUUCAUGUACCUGGACGCUUCCGACUCGAUGCCGCGGCUGCACACGGACUCGAGCGGCUCGGAGCACGUGCUGUCGCCGGAGGUGGAGAGCGCGCCGAAGCUGGCGGAGUGGGAGAGGGAUUUCCCGUUCGGGUUCGGGCUGAUCGGGUCGGGGUUUCAGGAGGGGAAUUAUCAGAUGGAGGCGAUGCAGGAGGUGUUCGCGCCGUAUAUGAGCAAGCCGUUUUGAGCCGACGGCGCGGAGAGGGUUUGGGUCGCACGUGGCACAGGAGACUUGGGUCUAUGAGUGUGCACGUGUGAGCCGUGAGGGGGUUUAAUUAAGUCAGACAGUCAUGUAAUAGUGAUUAGUGGGUAAUUAAAUUGUUAUUUACAGUGUAAUUUGGGUUGGUAUAAAAUGAUGGAAAACAUUACUAUUAUGGAAAUGGAAGUGAGAAGUGUAAUUACAAAAGGAAUUUAAUUUUUUGUUAA